Messenger RNA from Solenopsis invicta (red fire ant), 1197 nucleotides. RefSeq lists its product as uncharacterized. The record is from RefSeq and is a predicted model, not a curated record. The transcript has 2 exons. Lineage: Eukaryota; Metazoa; Arthropoda; Insecta; Hymenoptera; Formicidae. The coding region runs from base 16 to 192 and encodes 58 amino acids.
UUCCGGUGUGAUACGAUGUGCUUCGCUUCGAGCGGGAGACGCGUUGCAGCGAGAGAUUCCCGCGCAGGAGAGGAAGACUGGACAAAGCGGAAGAAGCAGAAUAAGACGAGCAAAGCAGAAGCAGAAGAGCAGAAGAGCAUAAGAAGACCGAGAGCCGAACGAGUAGAAGCGGGGUUGCUAAGAAGAAAGUGAUUAGCGAGUUGAUCGCGCGUAUCCGAAGAUAGCGAAGAAGAAGGCAGAGGACAGAAAGAUCGGGAGAGUAGCUACGGAAGCGCAGAGAGACAAAGAUCGAAAGAGAAGGAGAGAUAGAAAGAAAGGAAGAAAGAGCAAGAAUCGGAAAGAAAGCUCGAGAAAGAGAGAGAACCCCGCGCUCAUACAUAUAUAUUUCAGUGUGUUCAAAAACGAGUGUACCUAAGUGCAAUAUUAAUUAAACCUAAACGAUAAUAAGAAGCAACCACAACUACCAUCGACGAUAUCGGUAACGACGAGCGGUGAUCGAUAAUCGAAUAGAAUUCCUUUUAAAGAGUUAAAACGCUAGAGUCGCAUUUCGAGGAGGAGUCAUCGACGGACGCGACGCAGCAGCUUGAAAGAAAAGGAAGAUCGGAGGAAGUAGGCGGAAGCAGAAACGGAGUGACGGAAAUCCCGGAGAGAAACGCUCUCGUCCCGCUUAAAAGAAUUUACACGAACUCACCGAUUCAGGCCGACGCGCGCGACACAGCCGACACCAACUUUUCGAGCCUGUUCGAGCGCGUUCGAGCACACCCACACACCCACACACACAACACGCACGCACAUCCAACAUAACGGGGCUAAAAUACUCAGGGCAAAACGGGACGAGCAGUAAUCAUCCGCGAGUGCGAUUUCUCACCCCGAAGAGGAGUGGAAGCCUUUCCGACCGAUAAACGAUUCGCGUCCGCGUAGACUAUCCUUCUCGUUUACACCGUCCGGGCUGGGCAAUCCUGAAUUUUAACCUGAACUUAAGUGUACGCUAGAGUUUAAGUUUAGAUAGACGAAGGAAAACAGACCGUUCUCCUAUUUGCUGGAGAACGUUCGCUCGCGCGCGCAACAACUCACGCAAAGCACACAUAUAAAGCACAUACAUACACAUUUACCAUACACACACAUACACACACACACACAUAAUCAUAUGACACGUAAAGGAGGGGGAAAAAAAUAAAAAGAAGAAAAAGAAGAGAA